AUGCAUUUUCCUCAGAACAAUGUUGUGUCUUCUGGCGUUAAUACAACUGAACAGAUUCGAAAUAUAUUCGCGGAAAUUCAAUCUCAGUUGCCAAGUGUUGUGUUUGAUAGUGACGAUGACGAAGAGAAAAACGAUCUGAACAAUGAUUCUGACAAAAUAGAUAAUUUCGAAGCCAAGAAUGAAAUUCAGCAGCAGUGCAUCACACAUGAUAUACUUGACAAUGAUUCUCGCUUAUUGAAUCCUUAUCCUGAUGAUCUUUUAGAAUCUUUACUGAAAAACUACGACUCAUUUUUAUCGAUUCAUCCGAGAUCAGCAAAUGAUGCAAAUCAACAAUUGCCAAGUGUUGACCUACAGACGAACGCAUCAUCGAAUAUACUACAAAAAGAUAUAUCGAACGAAAAUUCAACAGUCAACAAAUCACAAAAAACAUCUAAUCAUUCUCAAUCUCUUUCAAUGGAUCUAUUGAAAAACAUUGAUUUUGAUAAGUUAAAUAUCACAUGUGAUAGACAAAAUGAUCACGAAAUUAACUUUUCCAGGCCAGAUCCACAAGAAACUACUAUUUAUGGAACAUCAUCAUCUGAUGUUGUAUUACAGCGAUUAGUACAGCACGCUUCAAAAUUUGCCCACGAAAACACUGGAUUUAAAAAUCUUGAACGUGCACUGCGAGAAAACAAUGAACAAAAUACACGCCAAAAACGAACAAUAAUACCUGAAACUGAACGUAAAACAAUCUUCCUCGAUUUACGUCAUUUAGAAAAAGAAAAGAAAAUUAAAGAUGAAAAGAAAAUAUCCGUGUCAGUUUUUAAUCGCACUUUACAGGAAAAUCCUAUAGAAAAGCCAACACUGAAAUCUGAUAAUAAUAGUUCCGAUGAUGAUAACAAUGAUGAAGAUAAUAACAUGUUAUGGUUUGAAAAAAGACGAGCCAUGAAAAACAAACUUUCAAACUCUUGA
This is a messenger RNA of Didymodactylos carnosus, 951 nucleotides long. Lineage: Eukaryota; Metazoa; Rotifera; Eurotatoria; Philodinida; Philodinidae. The record is from the annotation of a GenBank genome assembly.